Messenger RNA from Chelonoidis abingdonii (Abingdon island giant tortoise), 1176 nucleotides. The record is from RefSeq and is a predicted model, not a curated record. Lineage: Eukaryota; Metazoa; Chordata; Testudines; Testudinidae.
AUGGGUCUGUCGGGCAAUCUGAGUGCGGGCAGCUCAGUGCAGGAUCCGGAAUCUUUCAUUUUGCAAUGCACUUUUUUCGUUACAGCUGUCCCACCAAACAUUGCAGAUCUGAAGAAUUUAGAAGUGCUUAACUUUUUCAACAACCAGAUUGAGGAGCUGCCUACGCAGAUUAGCAGCCUUCAGAAGCUCAAACACCUGAACCUUGGCAUGAACAGGUUAAAUACCUUGCCUAGAGGAUUUGGAUCUUUACCAGCUCUGGAGGUUCUUGACUUGACUUAUAACAACUUAAAUGAAAAUUCCCUGUCUGGAAACUUCUUCUAUCUGACCACCCUGCGUGCACUCUAUCUAAGUGACAACGAUUUUGAAAUCCUGCCGCCAGAUAUUGGGAAGCUCACAAAGUUGCAGAUACUGAGCCUUAGGGACAAUGACCUGAUAUCACUGCCUAAAGAAAUUGGUGAACUCACUCAGCUUAAGGAACUUCAUAUCCAGGGAAACCGUCUUACUGUGCUGCCCCCAGAACUAGGUAAUUUGGAUUUGACUGGUCAAAAACAAGUCUUCAAAGCAGAGAAUAAUCCCUGGGUUACCCCUAUAGCAGAUCAGUUCCAGCUGGGAGUGUCUCAUGUUUUUGAAUAUAUUCGUUCAGAAACAUAUAAGUAUCUCUAUGGCAGACACAUGCAGGCAAACCCCGAACCUCCAAAGAAGAACAAUGAUAAGUCAAAGAAGAUCAGUCGUAAACCUCUGGCAGCAAAGAACAAAUAAGUCACUGGCAUGUGCCAGCAUUUUUAAGGCUUUUUUCUUCUUUUUUUUCCUGCAUGUGCCUAAAAUAUUUCUAAAUGUUUACUGAAGAAAUGCUGUUACUCAUUUUCUAAGAAAGCAAAGACUCUCUUCAAUCAACAGCAAUCUGCCAAAUGCACUGCUUUUAAGACCUUGCUUAAGGAAUACAAUAUUAUACAUUCGCUUAAUUACUACUAAAACCAUAUAACCAAUAAGCAUAUCACCGUCAGACACCAUUUUUAACUUUUAUAUUUAUAUGUAUAUGAAAAACAAUAUGAAAUAUUUUCUGUUCACAUAUAUCACAUGUCCUGUUAUGCUUUAUUAUGUUUUCCUGCACAAGUACAUAAAUUAGUUAUACGUCAUAUAAUAUUACAAGUGAUUUUAAUAAAGUCUUUAUUUGUA